Molecule: messenger RNA, 1857 nt
Organism: Mycena indigotica
Lineage: Eukaryota; Fungi; Basidiomycota; Agaricomycetes; Agaricales; Mycenaceae
Exons: 3
Coding region: 1-1857 (618 amino acids)
Source: RefSeq, a predicted model, not a curated record
AUGUAUGCACCUUCAAGGGCAUACGCUUACCCUCAAGCACCAGCUGGUUUCCCGCAGGUACCCUUCAAUGGGCCACCGCCGAAGCCACCUCAUAUCCGCGCGAAUCCCCAAGACUGGCAGAAUGGGUCUUGGUCCAUCAACCCUGCUUUCAACGCGUCGCAAUGGUCUGUAUCGUCGGCGGCGGCAGCUUGGGUGCCUUCCCAGUCAUGGGCUCAGCGUCAAGCUGCCGAAUGGCAAGUUCAACAGCAACAAAUGGCGGCAGCAGCCCAUUACAACCCUUUCAAACGCGUUCCAAGACCACCAAGUGCUGAAUACCUCGCCACGAAACUUUCCGAUAAUCCUUUGGGCUUAAUCAACAUGAUCCCCAGAGAAACGCUUUUUGGUCCUAAAACUGAUGGUAUGGCUGCUGCAACACCAUGGGUCUGGAAUCCCCGCAAUUUGCAAGACGAGGACAAUGAUACUGAACCGGAGACGGCGCCAACCUCGAAUUCUGGUCCAACUACAAAUUCAGCCCCACCUCCAAAUUCAGCCCCACCAAUUUACGCACGCGCUCAACAACCCCAACCGGAUGUUCCAGAUCAAAGUAGACGCGCUACAACAGUCCCAGCCCGCCACUCCUCCGAGCCCCCAGCAGAGCGACGUCAGUCCUUUGACGAUAGGCCCCGUCGCCACAACCAACCAGAUGACAUUUUUACUUCGCGAGAACUCCAACCCACAUUCUCCACUAACAUCGUCCGUACCCCAGAUCAUUACAGAACGCGGAGCUCGAGCGCUGGCCCUUCCCCAUCGCCUCAACCUAUUUAUGGACCUCCCGCCACGCCUCGUCGUGCUUCAGUAGAUUCUGACUUGUCGAACCGCAUGGAGCGUUUGAACACAAACUCCCUCUCUCGGCAUGCUUCUUUACCAGCUCCUCUUAGUGCCCCUGCUACUUCAACAUUCAUGACCAGUGGCUCUGCUUUGGUUGAGGAACCGGGCAACUUACUCAGUCCACUCGUGGGAAUCUCAUCCAAUCAUAAGCAUUCACCUCGGCCACUGGGGCCAUCCUCUUCUCUCAACACUAUACCCGAGGGAUUUGACAACGACUCGACGCGGCGUUCACCAAAACGCAAAUCCAAGUCGGCUAAUCGCCGUUCCAGACAUACUUCGCCAGUUCCACAUUCAUCAGCGAGUUCACCUCCGCUUUCUAAUAUGUUUGGGAUACCACCGCCGAUGAAUGUUUAUCAAUCGGCGCCUCCCAAUGGACAAGAAAGUGUCACACCUCCCCACAACUUGACCCCACCGCAUAAUCCAACUGGGUCGUCAAGCUUGACUCCACCUCAUUCAGCCCAAUUACCCAACAUUACCCCUCCGAGAGCAUCAUCUCACAGUGCUUUCGCAACCCCUACACACCAGCCUGUCCCCGCGUCCUAUUCGCACCAUUCGUCGUAUUCAACGCCUGAUCAUUCGCUGUUAGCCUCGUCGUACUCAAGUCCAACGCAUCCAUCCACUUAUUCCCAGCAACCACUCCAGAACCCACUUCCAGCCCCGCCUCAGGAGCCGGUUUCGCGUGAGCCAGAUUUGCGCAUACCUAUACAGCGACCAGUGCCAGAUAAAUGGCGGACUAGGAAGCGUAUGGGAAUGUGGAAUCGACGAGGAGAUCAUCUGACGAUGGAUGGCUACAUAGUCUACGCACCGUCUAAUCGUGCUUAUCCAGAGGAGCUCAGCGAUUAUCCAGCCGAAAACGUUGGCUAUCGCGACCAUCGUGGUAGUGAGUUGAAAUAUUUGGAACGACCUGAGCUCCCGGAGUCUUUACCGCGCCAUGGGCAACCACCUCUGCAGCCGUAUGAUAAGUUUGUGGUAUAUGAAUACCAGCAAUAA